This is a messenger RNA of Homo sapiens (human), 1943 nucleotides long. RefSeq names its product atherin-like. The record is from RefSeq and is a predicted model, not a curated record. The transcript has 2 exons. Bases 1 to 723 code for a protein of 240 amino acids. NCBI's taxonomy places the organism in Eukaryota, Metazoa, Chordata, Mammalia, Primates, Hominidae.
AUGGUUCUUGCAGCGGCGGCCACGGCUCGGAGCGCGCCGCCGCAGCUGCAGCCGCCGCCACCUCGGCCGCUGCGCGCCGCCUCAGCCGCGGGAGCAGCCCCCUCCCCUCGGCCCCGCGUCGCCCCGGGGGCCCGGCCGAGCGCGCCCCCGCGGCUGGCGGUUGGAGGGCGCGAGCACGCGUCCGACACACCCCCCCCCGCCUCCGGGGUUCCCCGCUCCUCCACUCAGGGAGCGGCCGCAGGAACCAAGAAAAGUGGGGAGGAGCACAGACGCCGGCGCGAGGCUGGGCGAGGGGAGGGGAAGCGAAGCGCGCGCCCUGAGCUCUGCACGCCCCGCCUCCGAAUCCUCAAGAUGGCGGCCGCAGAGCCGCCCACUUCCCCCUCCCGCGGCCGCCACGUGACCCCUGUGGCCUCCGCGCGGGGUGGGCGGAGCGGAAGGAAGGGCUUCUCUGGAGAGGGAUCUGGUUUUCCGGGGAUGCUCCAGGCCUCUGGACUUAGGGGUUUGGAGACCGUGCGGAGGUGUCUUCGCUCUUUCGUGCCGCCCCUCAAGCCUCUUAAUUUAGGGAUGGACACGAAAUGGUUGAAAACCAUUCGUGAUAAUAUAAACGGGCCUGUAAACGUUAGCUGUGUGGGAGGUUACGGACCCCGGCAGGAGCGCCCACCGAAAUCCUGUCCCCAGCUGAAGCAACACGACCCGCAUCAGUUUACUUUCCAGUUUGCCUAAUUUCUAGAGGUUGAAAUUGAGGAUAGGAAAGUACGAGGUGGAGGUGGUGGGCCAGAAUCAAACCCAAAAUAGACGUUGUCAGGCCUCUGAGCCCAAGCUAAGCCAUCAUAUCCCCUAUGACCUGCACGUAUACAUCCAGAUGGCCUGAGGCAACUGAAGAGCCACAAAAGAAGUGAAAAUAGCCUUAACUGAUGACAUUCCACCAUUGUGAUUUGUUCCUGCCCCACCCUAACUGACAGGAUAUAUUCUCCCCCUUGCCCUUAAGUAGGUGCUUUGUAAUAUUCUCCCCCGCCCUUAAGAAUGUACUUUGUACACCUAUCCCAAACCUAUAAGAACUAAUGAUAAUUCCACCACCCUCUGCUGACUCCUUUUUCGGACUCAACCCGCCUGCACCCAGGUAAGAUAAACAGCCUUGUUGCUCACACGAAGCCUGUUUGGUGGACUCUCUUCACACGUUUUCGAGCUGUUUUCUGACUAAAGUACUUGUGGUCAUGGUGGAGGUCCUUCAUUACCAGGGGCCCACAUCAUGACCAACUGGAGGCGUGGCAAGUUUUUGUAAGAGAUCCAGGCAUGCCCCCUCCCCUGGCCUAAGUCCAGAAUUUUCCUAGAUGCCAAUCUCAGGGCCCUGCAUCCUAAAUACAAAAGUGGGCCAGGCGCAAAGGGUCACGCCUAUAAUCCCACCAUUUUGGGAGGCCGGGGCAGGAGGAUUGCUUGAGCCUGAGAGUUCGAGACCAGCCUGGGCAACGUAGAAGGACCUCCAUUUCUAAAAAAAAAAAAAAAAAAUUUGCCGAGUGUGGUGGCACGUUCCUGUACCCCAGCUACUCGGGAGGUUGAGGCUGCGGUGAGCUGUGAUCAUGCCACUGCACUCCAGCCUGGGUGACAGAGUGAGACCCUCUCUCAAAAAAUACAUCCAUAUAUAUAUAUAUCCAUUUCCAUACGUUCUUAUAAUGGCAUAUACUCAGUAAAAAUGUAUAAAAUUUUUACUAGUUGACUACUUUUACCCAGCUUCACAUUUUAUAUAAUUUAUAUAAAAUAAGAAACCAAUAACAUUUUAAUGAAAAAAAUAAUAAAAAUAUGCCAGAGGUGUAUGCCCUGUCUUUAUUAGAGUAUAUAUGGAUUUUGGUUACCCAUACUUUUGGUGGGACUUAAUAAAUGUGAAAAAAAUGUAAAUCAGUGUGUAUAGAUACUUGGAGUCAAUAAAUUUUAAAUCAUGUUUGUUA